This is a messenger RNA of Perkinsus marinus ATCC 50983, 546 nucleotides long. Its product is annotated as transposable element tc3 transposase, putative. Bases 1 to 546 code for a protein of 181 amino acids. Gene Ontology annotation, molecular function: nucleic acid binding. Lineage: Eukaryota; Perkinsozoa; Perkinsida; Perkinsidae. The transcript is spliced from 3 exons. The record is from RefSeq and is a predicted model, not a curated record.
AUGAACAGCGAGGUCUACCAGUCCAUGCUCGAGAUGAACUUGCUACCAUUCCUGGAAGCGGGGGAGGAGGAAGGAAUCGAGUACACCUUCCAACAAGACAAUGCGAGGCCUCACGUAUCUUCUUCAACUAAAGAAUGGUUGGCACGCAAUGGCGUGACAACCGUCCAGUGGCCAGCAGUGAGUCCAGAUCUGAACUGCAUCGAGCACUGCUGGGGCAGGAUGGCUCUAGCCGUCUAUGGAGGGGGUAGAGGCCCCUAUAGUACCAAGGAUGAACUCCGACAGGCAAUUUUUAAGGCCUGGGAUGACCUGACACCCGAAGAUAUCAGCACUCUCACUAAGUCGACUCGCAGUCGCUGUGUAGAGGCGAUUAAGUGUCAAGGUGGCCCUACGAGUGACAGGAAUGUUGAAUUACAGUCCCAAUUUAAGAUGACCUUGGUAUUAUUGGAGACCAGCCAAGCAUACGUUGGUGAAGACGAUGAGGAAUUGGAGGGAACCUCUGGAGAGGAUACAUCGUCCGACACUGACAAACAGAAGAAUGAGGGAUGA